Messenger RNA from Spathaspora passalidarum NRRL Y-27907, 450 nucleotides. RefSeq lists its product as uncharacterized. Lineage: Eukaryota; Fungi; Ascomycota; Pichiomycetes; Serinales; Debaryomycetaceae. The record is from RefSeq and is a predicted model, not a curated record. Bases 1 to 450 code for a protein of 149 amino acids. The transcript has a single exon.
AUGACCAAAAAGGCUAGAGGACCACUUCUUUCAUCAUCAAUCAAAGAUUCAAGAAGUAAUAACCAAGAAACAUCAAAGCAACCCAUGACAUCUUCAAUGUCCACUACCCCUUCAGCCGCAUCAUUGUUGGCAAAUACUGCAAAUUCUAGAAACUCCUUGAGUAACUACCCAACCUUCAAUCUGAACUACAAACGUCAUACCACAACUAACCUAUCCAUUUCUUCUAAUUCAAAACAACUCAAACUCAAUACCGAAGCUGUCAAUUGCAAGAGUAGCUUAAAAUUUAAAUCUGUGGGAACACAAACUACUGAGAGCGCCUUAUUCCAGGACAAGCGAGUUAAAUACGUUGACGAUGACGCGUACAAUUCCCAAUUGAGCUCCCUAUUUGCUACUUUCAACUUUGGCUCAAAACAAGAUCUCGUGAAUGACCUUACAACUUCCCUUAAUUAG